ACAUAUAACGAAGGUUAAGGUUUUCAUACCCAAAGGUACAAUUCAAGAAACGAAUCUGGCAUUACCCAACUGUCAAUUUGUUCACUACUCAUCAGUUUAUAUGCACAGAUCUCUCUCUAAAAAACAUAAAAAGCCUCUAAAAAUCAUUUUUUGCCUUUUUUCUUGUCAUUAUUAGCAACACUUAUAGUGUUUAACCGUUGUUGUUGUGCUUAUCUGCAUUGAGUUCUUCAUUGAUUACUGGUUUUACGUUUUGGGUAUUCAAGAAUUCUACUUUUUUUUCUUCUGGGUCGAAGAUUUCGAGGCCACUGAUGGGGUUUCUUGAUUUAUUGUAAUAGUUUUGGGUAUUCAUCAAUUGGGUUGUCAAAAAGUUGUGAUCUUUGAUUUGGGGUUGUGAGAAUUUUGAGUUUUUUGAUAUGGGUUUUAGAGAAUUUUGAGUUUUUUGAUAUGGGUUUGUGAGAAUUUUGAGUUUAUUGAUAUGGGUUUUAGAGAUUGGACCAUUUAGUUGUCUUUGUGUGAAUGUUUGAUUCAACUGGGCAUGUAGGGUUUUCAGGUGAAUGAGCUGCAAUUUGGUAACUGAAGAGACACAGUUACUUUUUGUUGUUAUAUAGUUUGCAUUGUUUGAUUCUUUUACAAGUAAAUUGGGGUUUGGAUAUUUGUUAGGAGUUUGUAGAGAAUUUGGAAUCUUUGGUUGGUUGUAGCUGACAUGUUUGGUUGGUUUCAGCUAAAUUGGCUUAUGGGAUAACUUCAAGGAGUUAGAAAGAAGUUGUAUACAGAAAUUUUGUUGAUUUUUUUGCUGUAGAACAAUUUUGUUAAUAUGUCUGGUGGAACACCUGUUGGUGGUGGUGGAUAUGUGAGGCAGAGGCUUAGUCAAGGAUAUGGUUCGAGUGGUGAUGAUCUCGAGGAUGAUGCUUGUUCUAGAUUUGUAUCACAAUCACAUUCAAUUCCCAGGAAAAGAACAUGGACUGAAAUUUUAGAGAAUUUUCUUUGGAUUGCUUCUGCAUUAUUCAUUGUAUACUAUGGUGAUCGGCAUCAUAAUUUGAUUUUCCUUUUGUGGCAUGAUGAUCGAAUUAGGAGAAUACCACUAUACUUUGGGAUGUUUGGUGUUGGUUUGAAUGUUUUAUUUUUCAUACAUACAAGUAUGUUGGCUUUGGGCGUCCGGAAGUCCUAUGAGAAGUGGGAGAUUUCCAGUACAGCUGCCCUUCCCUUCAUCACUAUGCUUGGGAUCCUAUCUUUCCUCUUGUUCUGUUAUGCUCUGUGGCCUAUAUGGAGCUUGUUGACCCUUCCACUUGUGUUUACUCUAUUCAUGGCUUGCAUGGUUAUACUGCCAUAUUUGGUUCUCGGUAGAUUCAAGCCGCAAACUGAUUUGCUUCGUACAGAUUAGAUACGUCAUGUUAACAAGGAUAGUUUUACAUCUCACUGACUUAGCUGAAGGCGUAUACAAGUUAUGAACGAUUCAGAUCCAUUCAGUUGUUCAAAGUUCGUUUUUGAAUGAUUAGUUUUGAGUGAAGUAAAUAAUUGUAAGUUUUGAUAGUGUUUCGAAAGUGCAUUGGAUUGUAUAAGAUUUUGGAACAUACAUGCUGAACAAGAGUGAAAUUGUUCCCCUCAUGAACUAUGCAACAUUGUAAUGACUUUCCACUUCUUUUUUUCAUGAUGAUUGGGAAAUUUUUGAGGGU
This is a messenger RNA of Solanum dulcamara, 1673 nucleotides long. RefSeq lists its product as uncharacterized. NCBI's taxonomy places the organism in Eukaryota, Viridiplantae, Streptophyta, Magnoliopsida, Solanales, Solanaceae. Bases 815 to 1381 code for a protein of 188 amino acids. The transcript is spliced from 4 exons. The record is from RefSeq and is a predicted model, not a curated record.